AUGUAUGGACAGAAGGCUCGUCUUGCAGAGGCACUAGGUAUUAUCAAUGAGGUCACAGACACAGAGGAGGAAGAGACAGGUGUUGAAGAGCAAGAAGAACCAUCCGCUGUCAUUAACUGCAUCUCCUGUGCCAAAGUAGGGGACACUGUGAUGGUUCCUGUUCCAUUAGUUGACCGCGGACGUGCAGAGUUUCCUAAUGUGAAGGCAGUUGUUUUUCAGGCAUUGGACAAUGGCACAUAUAAGCUUGGUACAAAACACGGCCUGCUUAAACAGGUGUACACUCGCAACCAAUUUAUUCCAUGUCUAGAAAAAUUCCUUUCGCUAGAUGAUGUUGUACAGGAGCGGGAAAUAAGCCUGCGGAAAGUAGCUAUUGCGGAAUCAAUGGGACAAGUUGCUGACUAUCUCUCUGCAAACGAUAUCAAGCUAGAGGUGACUAACCUGAUGGAUAUGAACUUGGAAAAGGACGAGGAGAUAGAAAAGUUGAAAAAGGAAGUUAUUGAAAUUGGAAAGCAAAUUGAAGGUCUGGAAAAAGAGGUCAUAGAGUUAAUGAAGGGUAAUGAGAGGAGGAAAGCUAAGAUGGAAAAAGAAAUAACAAACCUGAAAGAAGAGUUAAUUUACCUGCAGGAUAUGAAUUUGGAAAAGGACGAGGAGAUUGAAAAGUGCAAAAGGGAAGCAAUUGAAAUUGGAAAGAGAAUCGAAGGUCUGGAAGAUGAGGUCAUCGAGUUGAUGGAGGAGAAUCAGAGAAGGAAAAAUAAGAUGGAAAAUGAAAUAACAGACCUCAAAGAAGAGUUGAUAAAAAUGCAAGAUAUGAAUUUGGAAAAGGAUGAGGAGAUUGAAAAGUGCAAAAAGGAAGCAAUUGAAGUUGGAGAGACAAUUGAAGUUCUGGAAAAUGAGGUGAUUGAAUUGAUGGAUGAGAAUCAGAGGAGAAAAACUAAGAUGGAAAAUGAAAUAAACUACCUCAAAGAAGAGUCGAUGAAUCUACAGUCACUGAACAUGGUAAAGGACAAGGAGAUUGAAAAGUGCAAAAAGGAAGUGAUUGAAAUUGGAAAGAAAAUUGAGGGUCUGGAAAAUGAGGUAAUUGAGUUGAUGGAGGGUAAUCAGUGGAUGGAAAAAGAAAUGACAGACCUUAAAGAAGAGUUCAUUUACCUGCGGGAUUUGAAUGUGGAAAAGGAGGAGGAGAUUGAAAAGUUGAAAAAGGAAGAAAUAGAAUUUGUAGCGACAAUUGAAGGUCUGAAAAAUGAGAUCAUUGAGUCGAUGGAGGAGAAACAGAAGGGGAAAACAGAUAUGAAAGCGGUAAUGAACAACCUAAAAGAGUUAAUCAAAGAGCAUGAUAUGAAUAUGGAAAAUGAUAUAAAAUGA
This is a messenger RNA of Macrobrachium nipponense, 1359 nucleotides long. Its product is annotated as centriolin-like. The transcript has 3 exons. Bases 1 to 1359 code for a protein of 452 amino acids. Lineage: Eukaryota; Metazoa; Arthropoda; Malacostraca; Decapoda; Palaemonidae. The record is from RefSeq and is a predicted model, not a curated record.